Messenger RNA from Peromyscus eremicus (cactus mouse), 521 nucleotides. RefSeq names its product fibroblast growth factor 22 (gene Fgf22). The record is from RefSeq and is a predicted model, not a curated record. Gene Ontology annotation, biological process: cell differentiation; animal organ morphogenesis; positive regulation of cell population proliferation. NCBI's taxonomy places the organism in Eukaryota, Metazoa, Chordata, Mammalia, Rodentia, Cricetidae. Gene Ontology annotation, molecular function: growth factor activity; fibroblast growth factor receptor binding. The coding region runs from base 1 to 489 and encodes 162 amino acids. The transcript is spliced from 3 exons. Gene Ontology annotation, cellular component: cytoplasm.
AUGCGCCGCCGCCUCUGGCUGGGCCUGGCCUGGCUGCUGCUGGCGCGGGCACCGGGUGCCCCGGGCGGGUACCCGCAUCUGGAGGGCGACGUGCGCUGGCGCCGUCUCUUCUCCUCCACCCACUUCUUCCUGCGAGUGGACCCCGGUGGCCGGGUGCAGGGGACGCGCUGGCGGCACGGCCAGGACAGUAUUGUUGAGAUCCGCUCUGUCCGUGUGGGCACUGUGGUUAUCAAGGCCGUGUAUUCAGGCUUCUACGUGGCCAUGAAUCGCAGGGGCCGCCUCUACGGGUCGCGGGUCUACUCUGUGGACUGCAGGUUCCGGGAGCGCAUCGAGGAGAACGGCUAUAACACAUACGCCUCGCGACGAUGGCGGCACCGCGGCAGACCUAUGUUCCUGGCGCUGGAUGGCCAGGGCGUUCCUCGGCAAGGCGGGCGGACACGGCGGCACCAACUGUCCACACACUUCCUGCCAGUGCUGGUCUCGUCGUGAAGGGCUUGCUGAUGGCUGAGGAGGCACAGGCA